AUCAUCACGUGAAUCCCCAAUAAUUCUCAAGCACUUGAUUGUGGGGUCAUUUAGCCACCCCUUCCUCUUUUGUUCUCUUCCCUAACUCCAACUCUCAGGAAUCUCUAAUUCUCCCUUCCUCUUCUUCCUCUUUUUCACUCUUUCUUCAUCAUCUUCAACAAUGGCGAAACAACUUUUAUCUUUUCAUCAUCUUCUCCUUGUUGUUUUUCUUCUUAGUGUUGCAGCCAAAGGGGUUCAUUGUUUUCAAGAGAAGAAAUAUUAUAACCUCCUAAGUCUUCAAUGGCAGCAACACCAGAGUGGAGAACUCUCAAGUUGUCUCUCUCAGAAAUCAAGAUCUGUGAAAGGGGCAACAAUUUUAGAAAUGAAGCAUAGAGCCUACUGUUCCGGAAAAAUCACAAACUGGAACAAGAAGCAACAAAAACUUCUAGCCCUGGAUGUUUUACAUGUCAAAUAUCUUCAGUCCAGGAUCAAAACCCUUCAUUCUGUCAACAAAAAUGGAGUAUCCGACACUCAAAUCCCUUUAACUUCCGGCAUAAAACUAGAGACUCUAAACUACAUCGUCACAGUCGAGGUAGGUGGUCGAAAAAUGACUGUAAUUGUUGACACCGGAAGUGACCUAACAUGGGUUCAAUGCCAGCCCUGCAAAUUAUGCUACAACCAACAAGAUCCUCUCUUCAACCCCUCAGUCUCUCCUUCAUAUAAACAAAUUUUAUGCAACUCUUCCACUUGUAAAUCCCUGGAAGUCGCCACAGGAAAUUCUGGAGUAUGCGGGGCCAAUCCUCCAACCUGUAACUAUUAUGUUAUUUAUGGGGACGGGUCCUACAGUCGAGGCGAACUAGCCCGUGAAAGUCUCAAUCUUGGGACCACUGCUGUGAAAGAUUUUGUGUUCGGUUGUGGAAGAAAUAAUCGUGGUUUGUUUGGAGGGGCUUCAGGCCUGCUCGGCUUUGGAAGGAGUGAUAUCUCAUUGGUGUCUCAAACUUCAUCAAUUUUCGGAGGACUUUUCUCCUAUUGUUUACCUUCAACGGAAGCUGGAGCUUCAGGAUCACUAAUUCUUGGGAGAAAUUACUCGGUUUACAGGAACUCAACUCCGUUCUCAUACACCAGGAUGAUUCCAAAUCCCCAACUGACUACAUUUUAUUUCCUGAAUCUUACAAGUAUCAGCAUUGGCGGGGUGGCAUUGCAGGAUCCAGGUUUUGGGAAAUUUCCAGGGAUUUUGAUUGAUUCCGGGACUGUUAUUUCCAGGCUUCCGCCUGGAAUUUACAGGGCCCUGAAGGCGGAAUUUUCGAAGCAAUUUUCAGAGUAUCCUUCAGCUCCAGGAUAUUCCAUCCUGGAUACAUGUUACAAUCUCAGUAGCUACGAGGAAGUGAAUGUUCCGAUAAUGAAAUUCCAAUUUGAGGGAAAUUCGGCCCUCCAAGUUGAUGUACGUGGAAUGUUCUAUUUUGUAAAAUCGGAUGCAUCACAGGUGUGUUUGGCUCUGGCGAGUCUUUCGUUUGAAGAUGAAAUCGCGAUUAUUGGGAAUUAUCAGCAGAGGAACCAGAGGGUUAUUUAUGAUACAAAGGAAUCGAAGGUUGGAUUUGCAGCAGAAACUUGCAGUUCAAUGUGAGAGGGAAAAUCGAAUUUGAGAGAAAUAGUUGCUUGGUUUCAUUUUUUUUUUUUUUUCAAUCUAUUUCUUUAAGGAAAGCCAUGUAAUUUUGGCUUUAUCAUUGUUGAAUAUCAUCAGUAGUUUUUAUAUUCAUAUAUUAUAUAAACCAAAUAUAUAUUUGUGUUGAUUCUA
Mangifera indica (mango) is the source of this 1774-nucleotide messenger RNA. RefSeq names its product aspartyl protease family protein At5g10770. The transcript is spliced from 2 exons. Lineage: Eukaryota; Viridiplantae; Streptophyta; Magnoliopsida; Sapindales; Anacardiaceae. Gene Ontology annotation, biological process: proteolysis. Bases 161 to 1603 code for a protein of 480 amino acids. Gene Ontology annotation, molecular function: aspartic-type endopeptidase activity. The record is from RefSeq and is a predicted model, not a curated record.